CGACCUCUCUCUUCUCUUGAGAUCCGCCGACCCCGUAAACAAAACCUCUCUCUCUCUUUUCUUCUCCUGUUAAUCUAGGGAGAUAAGAGAGAAUAAAUUAAUCUCCGUUUUUUUUUUCGUUCUUUUGUAGAUCCAAUAAGGCUCCGACUCCGAUUGUAUUCUGAAUAAUCCAGAUCUUCGUUGAGAUGGCGUCAUCAGCAACUGGAGCCAAAGCAGUGUAUAGAGGGAGAGUGAAAGCUGUUCCUUCAGGGGACAGCUUGUUGAUAAUGUCCUUGGUCACCAACAAGUCUGGUCCCCCGCUGGAAAAGACUGUAACUUUGUCGUCGCUUAUUGCUCCAAGAUUGGCUCGUAGAGGAGGACUUGAUGAGCCAUUCGCUUGGGACAGCAGGGAGUUUUUAAGGAACCUCUGCAUUGGGAAGGAGGUGACUUUCAAGGUGGACUAUACUGUUCCCUCCAUCGGCAGAGAAUUUGGCACUGUAUUCCUUGGUGACAAAAACAUUGCAAUGCUGGUUGUUGAGAAAGGCUGGGCAAAGGUCAGGGAACAGAGUCAGCAAAGUCAGCAGAAGGGGGAAGCCAGUCCUUACCAUGCAGAGUUGCUUGUCCUUGAAGAGCAGGCUAAACAACAAGGUCUUGGUCGUUGGAGCAAGGUAUCCGGUGCAGCCGAGGCAUCUAUCAGAAACCUUCCUCCAUCUGCUAUUGGUGAUCCUAGCAACUUGGAUGCUAUGGGCUUACUGGCUGCAAAUAAAGGUCGUUCCAUGCAAGGUAUUGUUGAGCAAGUUCGUGAUGGCAGUACCGUCCGGGUCUAUCUGCUUCCAGAAUUUCAGUUUGUCCAGGUGUUCAUUGCUGGAAUCCAGUCCCCAUCAAUGGGUAGAAGGCCUGCAGCAGAAAGUGUCGUCGAAACAGAUGUUACCUCUGAUGAACAAAAUGGAGAUGUUUCUGCCGAAUCACGUGCCCCGUUAACAUCUGCACAGAGACUUGCAGCUUCUACAUCAUCUGUUGAGAUUGCUCCAGAUCCAUUUGGUCUGGAAGCCAAACACUUUACAGAAUUCCGUGUUCUUAAUAGGGAGGUCCGUAUCGUCCUGGAAGGUGUCGACAAAUUCAGUAACUUGAUUGGUUCAGUAUAUUAUCCUGAUGGGGAAUCAGCAAAAGACCUAGCAUUGGAGCUUGUGGAAAAUGGCCUGGCUAAGUACGUUGAAUGGAGUGCAAAUAUGAUGGAAGAUGAUGCCAAAAGGAGGCUGAAGUCUGCGGAGCUUCAAGCCAAGAAAAACCGAUUGAGGAUCUGGACGAACUAUGUACCACCAGCCACAAAUUCUAAGGCAAUUCAUGAUCAAAAUUUUACAGGAAAGGUGGUGGAGGUUGUAAGUGGGGACUGUAUCAUUGUUGCUGAUGAUUCCAUUCCAUAUGGCAGUCCAUUGGCAGAGCGGCGAGUUAAUCUUUCAAGUAUUAGGUGUCCAAAAAUUGGCAAUCCACGUAGAGAGGAGAAGCCAGCACCCUAUGCUCGUGAAGCAAGGGAGUUCUUGAGGACACGUCUUAUUGGCCGACAAGUGAAUGUUCAAAUGGAGUAUUCCAGGAAGGUUGGUAUGGUAGAUGGACCCACAUCUGGUGCUGCUGAUUCAAGAGUAUUUGAUUUUGGAUCAGUUUUCCUCCAGUCUCCUGUUAAGGGUGAUGGUGAAGAUGCAACUUCAUCUGUUUCUUCAACUGCUGGCAGUCAGCCUGCUGGGGUGAAUGUUGGCGAGCUUGUGGUUGCUCGUGGCUUUGGCACUGUUAUUAGACAUCGUGAUUUUGAGGAACGAUCAAACUAUUAUGAUGCUCUUCUUGCUGCUGAAUCACGGGCCAUUGCUGGGAAGAAAGGAAUCCAUUCUGCCAGGGACCCCCCAGUCAUGCACAUAACAGAUUUGACCAUGGCAUCAGUUAAGAAAUCUAGGGAUUUCCUGCCAUUCCUGCAGCGGAGUAGGAAAAUUCCUGCUGUUGUGGAAUAUGUGCUCAGUGGACAUCGUUUUAAGCUUUUGAUUCCUAAGGAAACAUGUAGUAUUGCCUUUUCGUUCUCUGGUGUCAGAUGUCCGGGCCGUGAUGAGCCGUAUUCUGAUGAAGCGAUUGCUUUAAUGAGACGAAAGAUUAUGCAAAGAGAUGUUGAGAUUGAAGUGGAAACCGUUGAUAGAACUGGAACUUUCUUGGGAUCUCUAUGGGAGUCAAAGACCAAUGUGGCAGUGGCACUCCUUGAAGCUGGUCUUGCCAAAUUCCAGACUUCCUUUGGUACUGACAGGAUCCCUGAUGCUCAUCUUCUUGAGAAGGCUGAGCAAUCUGCCAAAAGGCUGAAGCUGAAGGUUUGGGAGAAUUAUGUUGAAGGAGAGGAAGUUUCCAAUGGGGCUCCUGUAGAAAGCAAGCAGAAAGAAGUGCUAAAGGUAGUUGUAACAGAAGUCUUAGGUGGCGGUAAAUUUUAUGUCCAGACAGUUGGUGACCAGAAAGUGGCUUCAAUUCAGCAACAGCUUGCAUCUUUGGAUCUGCAAGAACCUCCUGUAAUUGGUGCUUUUAAUCCUAAGAAGGGUGACAUUGUUCUUGCUCAGUUUAGUGUAGAUAAUUCCUGGAAUAGAGCAAUGAUUGUAAAUGUACCCCGAGGAGUUGUUGAAUCCUCAAAAGACAAGUUUGAAGUGUUCUAUAUCGACUAUGGGAAUCAAGAGUGCGUCCAGUAUAGCCAGUUACGCCCUCUUGUUCCUUCAGUAUCCUCAUCACCAGGCCUUGCUCAGUUAUGCAGCCUUGCGUACAUCAAGGUUCCAAGCUUGGAGGAAGACUUUGGUCAUGAAGCAGCUGAAUAUUUUAGUGCUCGCACACUAGAAAGUGGAAAGGAGUUUCGGGCAAAAGUUGAAGAAAGGGAUACUUCAGGAGGAAAAGUCAAAGGACAGGGAACUGGGACAGUUCUUGUUGUUACGCUCGUAGAUGUUGAUGCCGAGAUUAGUGUAAAUGCUGCCAUGCUGCAGGAAGGACUUUCUAGGAUUGAGAAAAAGAAGAGGUGGGACUCGAAGGACAGACAAGUCGCCCUUGAUAAUUUGGAGAAGUUUCAAGAUGAGGCGCGGACUGAUAGACGAGGCAUGUGGCAAUAUGGGGAUAUCCAGUCAGAUGAUGAGGAUGUGGCUCCCCCAGUUAGAAAGCCUGGUGGUCGCCGAUGAAUGUAACCUUAAAUCACACCAGAGGUAAACUUAUGGUAGGAACAACUCAAGCAACUUAAAAUGAGUUAAAUUAUAGGCGUGAUUACCCUUUUUGGAGUGAGAACAGAGUAAUUUGCAGCAUUAACUUCUGGAAGUUUUUAGUAGCCAAUUUCUUUUUUGGGUUUUUGUAGGCGAGUGGACAAAUUUUGUUUUCAUUUUAUCUCUUUUAUAGAUUUCGUAAUAAGGUAAACUCUCCCAGUCUUUCCUGUCUUUAUGCGAAACAUAUAAACAAAAUUCCAAGCUUAUAGCUGCAUACUCGAUCAUUAUGCCUGGUUAUUUAUUUAUUUAUUUUUGUACCUGUAUCAGUUCUUUCUUUGGCUAAACCGUGAAAGGAUCUUUUGGCAACUGGCCUUGCUCAUUGCAACCUUAGCUCGAACUUGACCAAGUUCUGAGUUUAUAUUUAGACUUGUUUGAAUUGAAA
Molecule: messenger RNA, 3624 nt
Organism: Carica papaya (papaya)
Lineage: Eukaryota; Viridiplantae; Streptophyta; Magnoliopsida; Brassicales; Caricaceae
Gene: TUDOR1
Product: TUDOR-SN protein 1
Biological process (GO): regulatory ncRNA-mediated gene silencing; mRNA catabolic process
Cellular component (GO): RNAi effector complex; nucleus; cytosol
Molecular function (GO): nuclease activity; RNA binding
Source: RefSeq, a predicted model, not a curated record